Rhinocladiella mackenziei CBS 650.93 is the source of this 1233-nucleotide messenger RNA. RefSeq lists its product as uncharacterized. The record is from RefSeq and is a predicted model, not a curated record. Bases 1 to 1233 code for a protein of 410 amino acids. The transcript is spliced from 2 exons. Gene Ontology annotation, biological process: transmembrane transport. NCBI's taxonomy places the organism in Eukaryota, Fungi, Ascomycota, Eurotiomycetes, Chaetothyriales, Herpotrichiellaceae.
AUGCAUAUUCCAGCUUCAGGUCAUGCAGCAGCAACACUACCACCCUCACAACCAUCUGAGAUGGAAAGCCGAGGCUCCUCGAGACUCCUCGAGGAACCACUGUCUCAAUCAUCGCAACGAAGAAUAUUCUCAAAAACUGAUCCCCCCAGGACAUUGCAGGAUCCUGUUCCCCGCGAAAGCAAACAUCUGGACAAAAGAAGCCUUGAUUAUAUCCUGCGCUCUGGUUUCGCAGGCGGAUUGGCAGGAUGUGCGGCCAAAACUGUCGUCGGUCCUCUCGAUCGAGUCAAGAUCCUCUUUCAGGCCUCUAACCCUCAAUUUGCAAAAUACACAGGAAGUUGGUUUGGCGUGGUGACAGCGAUGCACGAUAUCAAUAAGCAAGAUGGGCUGCGAGGAUUAUUUCGCGGACAUUCAGCCACCCUCCUCAGAAUCUUUCCCUAUGCUGGAAUCAAGUUUCUUGCCUACGAGCAAAUAAGAGCAUUUGUUAUACCCGGCAAGGCCCACGAAACACCCCUUCGUCGUUUCCUCUCUGGAUCGUUGGCAGGAAUUACAUCUGUCUUCUUCACCUAUCCCCUCGAGGUCAUUCGUGUCCGACUAGCUUUCGAGACGAAACGAGACUCUCGAUCUUCAUUAACGAGGAUAUGCCAACAAAUCUACCACGAACAACCUCCCCAACCAGAAGCCCUGGCAGGACACAAUUCCAUUGCAGUCGCCUCGAGUGUUGCACGUAAAGCCGCCCCUAAAUCCGGUCUGGUCAAUUUCUACCGUGGCUUUUCUCCAACGCUUCUUGGAAUGCUCCCGUACGCAGGAAUGUCAUUUUUGACUCACGAUACAAUAGGAGAUCUGUUCAGACAUCCAAGCCUUGCACCAUAUACUGUCCUGCGAUCAACAGCAACAGCCCCAACCCCACCCGUCGAUGGUUCUGGCAGAACUACCAAAGCAUACCCCCGAAGCCAGUUGAAUGCCCCAGCAGAGCUCAUCUCGGGGGCUCUAGCAGCCUUGGUGUCUCAGACAGCUUCAUACCCCCUGGAAGUGAUCCGACGUCGAAUGCAGGUUGGUGGGGUAAUAGGUGAUGGUCAUAGAUUGGGCAUAUCAGAAACAGCGCGGCGGAUAUGGCUCGAAAGAGGUUGGAGAGGUUUCUUUGUCGGUCUCACCAUUGGUUAUAUCAAGGUUAUUCCGAUGGGAGCCACAAGCUUCUAUGUUUAUGAACGCGCAAAAUGGUUGAUGGGUAUCUGA